Messenger RNA from Alnus glutinosa, 2225 nucleotides. Its product is annotated as KH domain-containing protein HEN4. The coding region runs from base 47 to 2059 and encodes 670 amino acids. Gene Ontology annotation, biological process: regulation of gene expression. The transcript has 7 exons. The record is from RefSeq and is a predicted model, not a curated record. Gene Ontology annotation, cellular component: nucleus; cytoplasm. Lineage: Eukaryota; Viridiplantae; Streptophyta; Magnoliopsida; Fagales; Betulaceae. Gene Ontology annotation, molecular function: mRNA binding.
AGCCUGUACUUUACUGUACUGUAACCCAUGUAUUUGGACUGCUGAGAUGGACGCUUCUUCUAACAUUUCCAAGCGUCCACCGGAACCCACCACCACCGCCCAGACUAGCAUGGAGUCCACAGCCAAGCGGCGCCACCUGUCGGGCGAGAGCAGCCUCUUCCGGCUCCUCUGCCCGACCACCAAAACCGCCUCCCUCGUCGGCCACAUCCGCCACCUCCAAACCCUCACGAACACCAAGAUCCUCAUCAAAUCAUCUUCAUCUGAGGAAGAGUGCGUCAUUCACAUCCUCUCCGACGAAGACAGCAUUGGUACCACCAACUCCGCGGAGGAGGAGGAGGCGGGGUGCUCACCGGCUCAGCAGGCUUUGCUGAGGAUCUUCGAGAGGAUGGUGAGGGCGAUCGGCGAUGAAGAUCAGAGAGAGAAAGAGAAGGAUGGAGAAUGGGAUGGUUUGAAUAGUGGUGGUGUAUGUUGUAGGUUGCUGGCGGGGAGUAAUCAGGUUGGGUGUGUGCUGGGGAGAGGAGGGAAGAUUGUAGAGAAGAUAAGGCACCAGAGUGGGGCUCAGGUUAGGGUUUUUCCCGAGGAUCAUCUCCCGCCAUGUGCGUUCCCGGCCGACGAAUUGAUUCAAAUAACAGGAACCUUCUCAGCUGUAAAGAGAGCACUCCUGUCUAUUUCAAGUUGUCUUCAGGAUAACCCUAAGGUUGAUGCAGUCGACUCUGGUUCUACCAAACCUUCACUGGCAAUUAUACAUGGAACUUCUGUGCCACUACAGGCUGACCCUUUUCCUCAACGGGGUUAUGCAUCUAGCCUUCAUGCUCCAGAUUAUCAAUUGAGGGGUUACUCUUCUGUUCCAGGGCCUGAAAAUUUUGGCACUGGCCACAGGAUGGUUCUGGAAGAAGAGGUGGUAUUUAAGUUGUUAUGCCAACUUGAAAAAGUUGGUAGUCUAAUUGGGAAAGGUGGCUGUAUAAUACGGGCUUUGCAAAAUGAAACGGGUGCAUCGAUUAAGAUUGCUGAUGCCGCACCUGAUUCAGAUGAGCGGGUUGUUGUGAUAUCUGCACGAGAGAAUUCUGAGCUGAAACAUUCUCCAGCACAGGAAGCUGUUAUUCGAGUGCAUUGUAGAAUUGCAGAGAUUGGAUUUGAACCUGGCGCUGCAGUUGUUGCUAGGCUUCUUGUACAUUCACAGCAGAUAGGAUGUUUAUUGGGUAAAGGAGGUUUUAUUAUCACUGAAAUGAGAAGAGCUACUGGUGCUAGUAUACGCAUUUUUCCUAAGGAACAAGUUCCGAAGUGUGGUUCCCCAAAUGAUGAAGUUGUACAGGUUAUUGGAAGUUUGCAAUCUGUACAGGAUGCUUUAUUUCACAUCACAAGCAGACUUCGGGAAACCAUAUUUCCAAUGAAACCACCCCCUCCAAAUUUUAGUGCCCCACCUUACUUUUCUCCUUUUCCAGAAAUUCCUUCUUUUUUCCGACCAAGGCAUAACCCAGCUUCCCCCGGUAACUAUCCUUCUCCUGUUGGACAUCCUCAUGGACAUGACCGUUCUGCCAUUGCAUCCCAACCCCUUGAUCACCACCCUACAUUUUCACAUAGUAUGGAUCGCAGUGGUCCAUCUAACAUGGACCGAGUUCCCUAUCCUUAUGGAAGUGAGAGACCAGGACAUGUUUUUGACCGGCCAUCUUCUUCUCCAAGAUCCUGGACUCCUCAGGCAGUUGGCAGUGGGAAUCAUAGGGGAACAGCUGAUUUUUUGGGCUUGGCUCCAAAAAAUGGGCCUGUUGGAAGCGGAAGUCAAAUGCCCAUUUUGACCAGCACAAACAUCGAGAUCACAAUUCCCCAAAUAUUGUUGAGACAUGUUCAUGGAGAGAACAACAGUAGCCUGACUCAGAUCCAGCAGACCUCAGGCGCAAAGGUGUUGAUUCAUGACCCAAAACCUGGGGCUACAGAAGGGGUGGUUAUAGUUUAUGGGACACCAGAACAAACGCAUGCUGCCCAGAGUCUUAUUCAAGCUUUCAUUCUUUGUGGGCAGACGCCACCUUUGACAAUCGGUUCUGAUAAGUGGCAAGCUAUAUAGAAGAUUGGAAGGAUAGAUAUGCCUUUUUCUUUUCUUCAGGUGAGAAUAGAGAAAGAUCUCUACAUCGAGUAUAAAUUCUAUAUUUAAUUAUGCAAUCGAAGUAUGUUGCCAUGUUGGAUCCGUUUUUUGGUGAAUGAAAUCGAGAUCCCGUGUUUACGUUACCAAA